Molecule: messenger RNA, 3012 nt
Organism: Oryza sativa Japonica Group (Japanese rice)
Lineage: Eukaryota; Viridiplantae; Streptophyta; Magnoliopsida; Poales; Poaceae
Product: rab GTPase-activating protein 22
Biological process (GO): activation of GTPase activity
Molecular function (GO): GTPase activator activity
Source: RefSeq, a predicted model, not a curated record
AGCUGGUGGGGAUGCUCUAAGAGAACGAGAGAAGCACAGAGCAGAUAAACCACACCCACAGGCACCACCGUCCUUGUUGGUAAUGAAGAAGACGAGACGACGACUUCCCCACUAGGAAACACGACGGAGGCGGAGAUGAUCGACGGCGGAGAGAGCUACAGAAACAUCGAUGCCUCCUGUCCAAUCCCCCCAUCCCAUUCGGUAGUUGGAUUGAAGACUACCGAAUAAGAGAAGCAGGCAGGCAGACAAACCCUUGAACCAAGGAGUCCUCGCUGAGGAAGCUUUGGAUCCACGACGCAGCUAUGGCCUCCCCGCCCACCAGGCCGCCAGCCACAACCAGCUGACUAGGUAGGCUUCCUAGGUCGCAUGCAUCAUCAGAUUUCAAUCUCCCUUCGUUCCCUGUCCCUAAUCCAAUACCAAUAGGGAGCAAUCAGCUGCUCCUCGACGGCGAGGGAGAUGUCGUCGGCCGCGGGCCAAGACAACGGAGAUACCGCUGGGGACUACAUCAAGUGGAUGUGCGGCGCCGGUGGCCGUGCGGGCGGCGCCAUGGCCAACCUCCAGCGCGGCGUUGGCUCCCUCGUCCGUGACAUUGGCGACCCCUGCCUCAACCCAUCCCCCGUUAAGGGGAGCAAAAUGCUCAAACCGGAAAAAUGGCACACAUGUUUUGAUAAUGAUGGAAAGGUCAUAGGUUUCCGUAAAGCCCUAAAAUUCAUUGUCUUAGGGGGUGUGGAUCCCACUAUUCGAGCUGAAGUUUGGGAAUUUCUUCUUGGCUGCUAUGCCUUGAGUAGUACCUCAGAGUAUAGGAGGAAACUAAGAGCUGUUAGAAGGGAAAAAUAUCAAAUUUUAGUUAGACAGUGCCAGAGCAUGCACCCAAGCAUUGGUACAGGUGAGCUUGCUUACGCUGUUGGAUCAAAGCUAAUGGAUGUCAGGACUAUGUCAAAAGAAACCCACAUUGCAGAAGAAGUUAGCACAAGUCAACAAACUUCACAAAAUACAGCUGGCAGUUUAGUAGAAGAUUCAGAUUAUGGCCCCGGUGGUGCACAGCAGUCACAAAAAAGGGAAAGCUGUAGUAAAUCAGCUGAACUAGUUGGUUUCAACGUACAUAAUGAUACCUCUCUUUAUGAUUCUUCCAAUUUUAUUGUGUCUUCUACAGAAGUGAAUAAUUGCUCAAAAGAUUCUCAGGAUUACAAUGACAUGGGUGAACCAAGAUAUGACACUGAGACCUUCGAUGAUUAUCCUUCUCUACCUGUUACAAAUUUUUUCUCAACUGAUGGUGUGGGCAGCAAUGGAGUUGAUAAAAAUCAUUGUAGUUUCUCAGUUCCUGAAGAUAGAUUAAGGCACCGUGAUGAACGUAUGCACAGCUUCCAAAUCAAUAAUAACAUAGAUCUCAUUAUAGAGUCAAAUUCAUGCUCCAGUGAUGUGUUUAGGGCUAGCAACAGUGAUUCAGCCAUCUUUCACUCAGAUGCAUACAAGCAGGAUAGAUGGUUAGAUGAUAAUGGCUAUAACAGGGAAGUUAUAGAUUCCUUGAGGAUAUCUGAUGCACCAGAAGCAGAUUUUGUUGAUGGAACCAAAUCCAACAGUGUGGUUGCCAGCAAAGAUCGAGUCUCUGAAUGGCUUUGGACACUGCACCGAAUUGUGGUUGAUGUGGUUAGAACGGAUAGUCAUCUUGAUUUCUAUGGAGAAUCAAGAAAUAUGGCUAGGAUGUCAGAUAUACUUGCAGUUUAUGCAUGGGUUGAUCCUUCCACCGGGUAUUGCCAAGGUAUGAGUGAUCUACUUUCACCUUUUGUUGUUCUCUAUGAGGAUGAUGCAGAUGCCUUUUGGUGCUUUGAGAUGCUACUGAGAAGGAUGCGUGAAAAUUUCCAGAUGGAGGGACCAACAGGAGUUAUGAAGCAGUUGCAAGCAUUGUGGAAGAUCAUGGAAAUAACUGAUGUAGAAUUAUUUGAACAUUUGUCAACAAUUGGUGCUGAAAGCCUUCAUUUUGCUUUCCGGAUGCUGCUAGUGCUUUUUCGUCGAGAGCUGUCCUUUGAGGAGUCACUUAGCAUGUGGGAGAUGAUGUGGGCUGCUGACUUUAAUGAAGAUGUGAUUUUACAUUUGGAAGAGAAUUGUCUGGAGCCAUUGCUGGUAGAUAUGAGGAAUGAUUUAUCAUGUGAGGUGAAAGAAGAGCACCGGGUGAACAGUUACACAAGAAGAAAGUCCAAAAGCAGGAAGCCCCAUCAUAGAAAUGGUGAAAUGCGUGUAGCUUGCAACCUUGGAAUGAAACCCAAUACAAGAAAUCCCCUCUGUGGCUUGUCAGGAGCUACUAUUUGGGCAAGACAUCAGCAGAUGCCACAUAUAAGCACAAAUGUGUUAGCAAAGAAUGGAGAUGAUGAUCUGCCUAUAUUCUGCGUAGCAGCAAUCCUUGUAAUCAAUCGCCACAAGAUAAUUAGAGAAACUCGCUCAAUAGAUGAUGCAAUCAAGAUGUUCAAUGAUAAUAUGCUGAAGAUCAAUGUAAAAAGAUGCGUACGCAUGGCUAUCAAGCUGAGGAAGAAGUAUAUUUACAAGUUAUUGAAGGGGGGCUCGGAAUGAUGAAAAAGUGGAAACUGAAGUUGAGAAAUCGCCCUGGGGAACUAGAUGUUUUUCAACCAUGAACUUCUCGUAAUUAUGGGUGAUGGAACUUUAUAUAUUCAUUAGAAGUCCAAAAAAAAUCCGUAUACUCACGGGAAUCUGUACAUAUGCACAGUAUACUUGAAAACAAGAGACGAAGCGGUGGAAGGAUAAUAGAGAAGACCGCCAUGUUGGUGUAGCAUCGAUCGAUGUUGUCAUUGUUUUUGUGGUGCCAGCCCAUCUGCCUUGGCACUUUCCGUGGUGAUUUCUGAUAAAAGUGGAGUACUAGUUGUUUUUUCUUUUUGCCAAACAAUUUGCGUCAGCUAUUGGUGGAGAGAGAAGGAAUGAAUGAGGAAUGUGUAUAAAGCACUAGUGGUAAUCACGCAGUCGUUUCAAUACAGAACAGUAAAAAAUGGAGGAAUUCUGCCA